Protopolystoma xenopodis is the source of this 582-nucleotide messenger RNA. The record is from the annotation of a GenBank genome assembly. Lineage: Eukaryota; Metazoa; Platyhelminthes; Monogenea; Polystomatidea; Polystomatidae.
AUGCUUGCUUUAGCCAAUCCCUAUGACCCAAAUGCGCUCAUGGUUGUGAAGUUGUGCGGCAACGUGUUGCCACAAUACGCUCUACUUGUUUACGAAUUUCACUGUAUCUUGAGCUGUGAUCAAGACAUAGCUACUUUAAAGAAGGAGGUAGCCUCUGAACGUCUCAAGACAGGCCCUGAACAAGCCCGCCGAAAGUCGAAAGUCUCUCAAGAUGACACCUGCAGAGCAGACAGCAUCACACUGAACGAGGCGAAAGAGAAAGAGGCAACAUCCGGUACCUCUGUCCGGUCAACUCAUGGCUCAGCUUCGGGCAUCGCUCUGUCAGCCUUCCCGUUGUCUCACAGCUUCCGUCUGCUGCCCGACAUGAUGAUUUACACGUUAAGCCUAGAAACACCGCUGGCUAUAGACCACGUUCUGCUGCAGUCUGAUUGUCGAUUGGACCUGGUCGACAUGGAAACGAACUCAGCCAUUGUCAGCUACAGCGAACUCGAGUCCGAGCAGGUAGGUCAGGCCAAACAAGUCUACAUAGUUUGUUGUGAGGAUCUUCAUUUCAUAGGAAAAUGCAACAUGAGAGGUUGGUAG